AUGAUUUCAUCAACUGCUUGGGUACCAAGAGGUUAUGCUGCCGAAUUCCCAGAAAAAUAUGAACUUAAUGAUGAAGAAAUGGAAAGAAUAACGGCUAUGGCUAAGUUACAAUUGAGUGAUGAACCUGAAGAAUUGAACAAUCUCAAAAAAGAUAUUGAAAUCGAUGAUGACUUGAAAGAAUAUAAUUUGGAGACUUAUGAUGAAGAUGACGAUGAAGGUGAAGAAGUUGGAAUGUUACCAGGUUUAAGUGGUACCGAAGCCAGAUAUCAUGAAGGUGAAGAUGGUAACGAUCCUUAUUUGAGUUUACCUAAUGAAGAAGAUGAAAAUUUAGAAAAGGAAGACUUACAAAUUUAUCCUACUGAUAAUUUAAUCUUAUCUACCAGAACUGAAGAUGAUAUUUCAUACUUGGAUGUUUACGUUUAUGAUGAUGGUGCUGGAAAUAUCAACGAAAAUGGAAUCGAAGAUGAUCCAAGUAAUACUCAAGGAUUCAUGAGAGAAUCAUCAUUAUAUGUUCAUCAUGAUUUGAUGUUACCUGCAUUCCCACUUUGUGUUGAAUGGAUCAACUAUAGACCUAAUUCCGAAAACAAUGUUGGAAAUUUUGCUGCUAUUGGUACAUUUGAUCCACAAAUUGAAAUUUGGAAUUUAGAUUCUGUCGAUAAAGCAUUCCCUGAUUUGAUUUUAGGAGAACCAGAAGAAAAUAAACCUAAGAAAAAGAGUAAAAAGAAGAACAGUCACAAUUUAACUCAUCAUACUGAUGCUGUUUUAUCAUUAAGUCAUAACAGAUUACAUAGAAAUGUGUUAGUAUCAACAUCAGCCGAUGCUACAGUUAAAUUAUGGGAUUUAAAUAAUGGUACAGCAGUUAGAUCAUUUAAUACUAUUCAUAAUGGAAAGACAGUUUCCUCAUCACAAUGGCAUCCAUCUGAAGAUUCUAUAUUAUUAACUGGUGGUUAUGAUUCUAAAGUUGGGAUCUCAGAUGUUAGAUUACAAUCUGAUAUGACUAAACAUUAUAGUGUUGGUAAUGAAGAUAUUGAAACCGUUAAAUGGGGAGCUCAACCAGAAAUCUUCCAUUGCGGUACUGAUAAAGGUAAUGUUUAUACUUUUGAUAUCAGAAAUCCAGAUAAACCAAUUUGGACUUUACAUGCUCAUGAUGCAGGUAUUUCUUCAUUAGAAAUAAAUCAUCAUAUACCAGGAAUGAUGAUAACUUCCGCUAUGAGUGAAAAAUAUGUCAAAUUAUGGAAAAUUACCAAUGAUAAACCAUCAAUGGUAUUAUCACGAGAUUUCGAUGUUGGUAAUAUUUUAACUUGUUCAAUUGCUAAUGAUAUUGAAGUUGCAGGUAAUAUUGUUGUUGGAGGAGUUAAUAAUGGAUUAAAAUUAUGGGAUUCACUUAAUAACAAAUCUGUACGUAGUUCAUUCAAAUCGGAAUUGAAAGAUUUAAAACAAAAGGCUAGAAAGAUUGCUGAAGAACAAGGAAAAUUCUCCAGAAUUUCUAAUAAGUAUGAUAAUGAAACCACUGAUCAAGUAAUGGCCAUUGAUGAACAACAAGAAUCCGAUGAAGAAGAUGAUGAAGAUGAAGAUUAG
Messenger RNA from Yamadazyma jaroonii, 1578 nucleotides. Lineage: Eukaryota; Fungi; Ascomycota; Pichiomycetes; Serinales; Debaryomycetaceae. The record is from the annotation of a GenBank genome assembly.